AUGUCACAAGAUAAUAACACAUGGCUGGCAGAGCCUCCUACGAAGCCUAAGCCGCUGGUUGAACACGUCGACGAGAGGAAGCCUAAGCCGCUGGUUGAACACGUCGACGAGAGGAAGCCUAAGCCGCUGGUUGAACACGUCGACGAGAGGAAGCCUAAGCCGCUGGUUGAAUACGUCGACAAGAGGAAGCCUAAGUCGCUGGUUGAACACGUCGACGAGAGGAAGCCUAAGCCGCUGGCCGAACACAUCGACGAGAGGAAGCCUAAGCCGCUGGUUGAACACGUCGACGAGAGGAAGCCUAAGCCGCUGGUUGAACACGUCGACGAGAGGAAGCCUAAGCCGCUGGUUGAACACGUCGACGAGAGGAAGCCUAAGCCGCUGGUUGAAGACGAGAGGAAGCCUAAGCCGCUGGUUGAACACGUCGACGAGAGGAAGCCUAAGCCGCUGGUUGAACACGUCGACGAGAGGAAGCCUAAGCCGCUGGUUGAACACGUCGACGAGAGGAAGCCUAAGCCGCUGGUUGAACACGUCGACGAGAGGAAGCCUAAGCCGCUGGUUGAACACGUCGACGAGAGGAAGCCUAAGCCGCUGGUUGAACACGUCGACGAGAGGAAGCCUAAGCCGCUGGUUGAAUACGUCGACGAGAGGAAGCCUAAGUCGCUGGUUGAACACGUCGACGAGAGGAAGCCUAAGCCGCUGGCCGAACACAUCGACGAGAGGAAGCCUAAGCCGCUGGUUGAACACGUCGACGAGAGGAAGCCUAAGCCGCUGGUUGAACACGUCGACGAGAGGAAGCCUAAGCCGCUGGCUGAACACGUCGACGAGAGGAAGCCUAAGCCGCUGGCUGAACACGUCGACGAGAGGAAGCCUAAGCCGCUGGCUGAACACGUCGACGAGAGGAAGCCUAAGCCGCUGGCCGAACACGUCGACGAGAGGAAGCCUAAGCCGCCGGCCGAACACAUCGACGAGAGGAAGCCUAAGCCGCUGGCCGAACACGUCGACGAGAGGAAACAUAACCCGCUGGCCGAACACGUCCAUAAUACCGCUACAACUGUCUCUUGCCGACUCCUUUUUCCCUGUUACAGCCCCACUCUUGUGCCAGGUAACUCCACUAGGGCUCACCAUAGCCCAUGCUACUUGGAACUUUUUGUUCCCAGUAACUGACUCUAAAACAACAACCUCUUUCUGUACACAGUUGGCGGAGACUGGGACGUACACAAGGCAUGUUCGUACAGGCAGCAUAACCUCUCUAAACCCAUGGGGAAAUGGAACACGAGGCCUUGCCCCUUCACCUUCACGGAGGUGAAGGUGAAGGAGGUCACCAUUUACAACGCCACCUGCGCCCCCUCCGACAACUGGCGAUGCCGCCCCAACAUGCUGAUGGUGAAUGAUCUCCCCGUCGCCACCUACUGCUACGAAGACCUGCCUGAGGACAGUCCUGGUGACAACCGCUUACAUUCAUGAGCGGAGUUGACUAGAAGAAAGAACUCAUUCACAGUGAAAUCACAUUAACGUGUGUCUACGAGAUGAUCGUUGGAGCAACAGGGGCUUCGAUUCCACCGCCCUGCUCCAAUGGUUUUAUCAAAGGACUUGUGUGUUGUCUCUCCUGCCUGACAGUGGAGGCUGUGUGUCACCCAAGGUACAGCUGUGGCAGGAGACAACAGCUGUACAGCUUUGGCUGGAGACAACAGCUGUACAACUAUGGCUGGAGCCAACAACUGUACAGCUUUGGCUGGGGACAACAGCUGUACAUCUGUGGCUGGAGACAACAGCUGUACAGCUGUGGCUGGAGACAACAGCUGUGGCUGGAGAAAACAGCUAUACAUCUGUGGCUGGAGCCAACAGCUGUACAUCUGUGGCUGGAGACAACAGCUGUACAUCUGUGGCUGGAGACAACAGCUGUACAUCUGUGGCUGGAGACAACAGCUGUACAGCUGUGGCUGGAGACAACAGCUGUACAGCUGUGGCUGGAGACAACAGCUGUACAGCUGUGGCUGGAGCCAACAGCUGUACAGCUGUGGCUGGAGACAACAGCUGUACAGCUGUGGCUGGAG
This is a messenger RNA of Procambarus clarkii (red swamp crayfish), 2054 nucleotides long. The record is from RefSeq and is a predicted model, not a curated record. Lineage: Eukaryota; Metazoa; Arthropoda; Malacostraca; Decapoda; Cambaridae.